Molecule: messenger RNA, 1638 nt
Organism: Mya arenaria
Lineage: Eukaryota; Metazoa; Mollusca; Bivalvia; Myida; Myidae
Exons: 7
Coding region: 327-1544 (405 amino acids)
Molecular function (GO): ubiquitin-protein transferase activity
Source: RefSeq, a predicted model, not a curated record
CAAAAACUGUCAGAGUUCUUUCCCAAAUUAAAAGAGGCUGGAGGAUUUCAACUGCUAAGAUCUGCAGUUGGGUCCAGAAAUUUGCUAGAAGUGAUCCGUUUGCCACCAGAAGGCUACACAACACAGUAUUUAGCUGACAGAUGUGGCCUUGGACAGGCCAUUAUAUAUGUCCGACCAUUACAGACAUGUCUGUCUGUAAGUCCUGUGAAAAGUCAGAGUGGAACGGAAGUUUUUCAUGAGAAGUGCCUGAAGUGUGGAAAUGAAGCAUAUAGAAGUCUGCGGAAAUUCUGAUUUGAAGAGAUGUUUGUUCCUGUCCAGUUUGUGGAAUGUCUGUUCCAGCAGUUGAUAUUGAGCUCCAUGCAGAUCAGUGUUGUGAAAAUGAUCAACUCGAAGGCUUUAAGACAGGGCCCGUAAAACACAAGUCUCUAGAGGAGACGGUUACAGAGAUUCGGGGUAAGCUGAAAAAUAAAAAAUGGACACUGUCUAUAAGGCGCACCAAAAUCAUAGAAACAACAAUGGAAAUGAUGGCAGAUGCAGAUGAACAGGAUUUGGCGUCAGAGCUUAUGGUCAAGUUCAUAGGGGAAGAAGGGGUGGAUGCUGGUGGUCUUCGAAGAGAGCUCUUUAGUCUUGUGUUUGAAAAAACUCCUCUCUUAGACAGAAAUACAUUUUCCAAUGAAGCAUGUUCACUUCAACAUGGAGAAUAUAUUAUUCUUGGAAAGCUUGUGUCUUUAACAUUUAUCUAUGGGCACCCUGGAUUAAAGACAUUGCAUCAAACUAUCAUAAAAUACAUAUUGAAUGAAAAAACGCCAACUACAGAAAUCCCUUUAGCAGAUGUUCAGAAUGCCACUGUACUGAGGGCUAUAGAUACAAUCCAGAAAGCAUCAUCUAAGGAGGAGUAUAUGGAGGCAGCCAUAGAAACAAGUGAUUUGUUAGAAAGAUCAGGCUUCAACAAACCUCAUACACAAGAUUCCUCUCAAUCAGCAGUCUACACAGUUAAAGAGUACCACAUUUUCUACAGGUGCUUUGGCCAUAUCAGACAGUUCAUGGAUGGGCUGAAACUGCAUGGAGUUCUGGAUAUAAUGAUACUUCAUCACCAGGAGGCAACACAGUUUCUGGGCGAAGCUACAGCUUUAACUGCAGAAGUGGUGAAUAACUUUUACAGUUUCAGCUUUUCUGACAAAGGGGAUCCAAACUGGGAAACGGAAGAGGCAAUUGAAUACAACUUUCGCUGUUUCAUAUGUCAAGUUAAGAAAGGCCGGAUCAGCUCAACUGUAAUAAACAUUUCCACAGAAACUGCUGAGGAAGACAGCAUUCAAGUUACCCUUGAGCUGGUGUUGCAAGCCUUUGUUGGUUGUCAAGGAUUACCAAAAGACAUUCCAUCUGGACUAAUAGAGUUCAAUCAUAACAGUUCAGCUUUGAGCCAUGUCAACACUUGUGCCCCUAGUAUAACAUUUCAAAAUACAUCAAAACUCCUAAAAUUUGAAGAUUUUGAGCGGACAAUGCUGGAUAUCAUUUUUGGAUGUGAAGGCUUUGGCCAAAAGUAGUGAUCAACUAUUAAAGUUAAUUGUUACUGAACCAGAAGUAUUUUUAUGUUAUCGAAGUAAGAGCAUUUAGUCUCCGCUUCGUCUGUCUGUCCUU